Molecule: messenger RNA, 1938 nt
Organism: Amphibalanus amphitrite
Lineage: Eukaryota; Metazoa; Arthropoda; Thecostraca; Balanomorpha; Balanidae
Product: formin-like protein 5
Exons: 5
Coding region: 99-1580 (493 amino acids)
Source: RefSeq, a predicted model, not a curated record
GUCAUCUUAAGAGAUAAAUAUUUAAUUUUAAUUUUGCGGCAUUACAUGAGUUGUUCCUCAAGCUGGUGACUAGCUUGAAUUGGACUCGUUGCCAAAGGAUGUGUUCAACAUCAAACCAAGGCAUGGCUCCAGAGAUUCAAGAAUAUUACAGAUAUCUGCUAGGUGAAGUAAAUGUGCCACCUGGCCCCAUUGUUCUACCAGAGGGAUUUUCUGCCACCAUUUUGGCCAGGAUCAUUCACCAGACGCUGGUGAAGAAGGCCUCGAUGAUGAAUGAUGUGCACCACGUACAGAUCCUGUACAGUGCCUGGGCCAUCCUGAAUGACGCCUACGUCCCCAUCGCCGCGUCCACUACCUCCACUCAGACCGACCCACCUCCGACCACACCCCGCCUGGAGAGCUGCACCCAGACUCCGGCGCGCGCCGCCGCCCGCGAGGGCUCCGCACAGACCGUGAGUCCGCCGCUGCGGGCCGCGGGCUGUCAGACCGCGCUGCCGGAGUGCCGGGACAACGUCUCGCAGACCGAGUGCCGGUCGGGGCCGGGCCUGGUCUCCGAGCAGGCGGUGCAGACGGACGGACCGGUGGGGGUCCCGGCGGAGGCCGUCAGCGCGGCCGUGCAGACCGAGACGCCCAGGAUGAGGACCAAGUGGACCCAGAUGAGGCGGCGGGUCACCACGGCGAGCGGCAGCCAGACCGAUCGACCGCCCACUCCGCCUCCUCCGCCGCCCCCUGGCUGUCCGGCCGAGACCCAGACACCCUCUCUGGACUCCCGGGCCUCGGAGACUCAGACCCCGGCUCUGCUCUCUCGGACGGCCGAGACCCAGACGCUGCUGGCUCAGGCGCUGCCGGGCCGCCGGGCGGCCGGUACGCAGACUGUGCCGCUGCGGCCGCCGUGGGCGCUGCGGCUGGUGCGUGGCGCGCUGCCGCCCCCGGCCGAGCGGCCGGCCGAGCCGCGCCGGUUCCACGGCCGGCGCCUGCUGCGGCGCGGCUACGAGGCGGCGCCGCCCGAGAUACCGCUGUCGGCGGUCCCGGGUGGAGGGGACGGCGACGGCGGCCCGCCCUCGCCGGCGCCGCCCGCCGACCCGCGACUCGAGCUCCCGCGCCAGCAGUGCGGCUCGGAGCCGGGCGGCCGCGUCGGUCGGCGGCGGACCCGCACAGAGUCCGACACGGGCAGCAUCUGCUCGCCGGUCGGACAGACCGGCCGACGCUCGCGCUCCGGAUCGUCGGGCGGCGAGGGCGACCCGCCGGGGCCCGCUCCGGCUCCGGCUCCGGUCCCGGCUCCAGCUCCGGUCAACAGGGACCCGCGGAUCCGCACUCCUUCGGCCGAGUCUGUGUCCGCGGCUCCCGGACUGAUGUCGCACCCGAGCCCGCCGAGACUGCCGUCACUGAACGCAGACGACCAGAAGGUGCCGCUGGUCUUCGACAGCAGCUUGACGGCCAUGCUGGACACCAGCUACAGCUUCCUGCCUGCGCCGCCGCCGGAGCUGCUGGGCGGCGGUGGCGCUCUCCUGCGGCCCAACACUAGCGCCGACCGGCGGCCGUCGGGCGAACUAUCCGGCUCAGAUAUGGAUUUGGACGAUUGACGGAUCCGUGAGUGUGUCCAUUCACGAACCAGCAGUGGAACUGAUUCCAGAGGCGAACGUUGCGUUACUUUUGUUAAUUCGUUGUUGUGUGUAGUCAUGUUUUGAAAGGCCGGAUAGGCCUGUUGUGAACUCGCCAUGAUCGACAAGACGUUCUGAUCACAAUGAAAUGUGAGGCGUUGAACACCGAUGGAAAUUCACUGCCUGCCGUCUAGCUGUAAUGCCAAGUUACGUUACGUGGCAAGUGGUUUGCUUUCCAUUUUGAACGGGUAGCUCGUACAAGGUUUUGUAGUUAAGGUUUUGUUAUUUAAUUCUACUCAAAUGUAAUCCGGCAUUUUGUAAUAAAUGAAUGACUUUAUAA